UCAUGGCUUAUAGAAAAUUGAACAAUAGACAUAAAGAUAGACAUUGGGAGUCCCUCAGUAAGUACCAUAUAGUAUUUCUAAGAGAUAAGUGAGAUUUCAAACAUCGAGGUAACCUGGAGAAAUGGGAAAUGAU
Messenger RNA from Paramecium pentaurelia, 133 nucleotides. The record is from the annotation of a GenBank genome assembly. Lineage: Eukaryota; Ciliophora; Oligohymenophorea; Peniculida; Parameciidae.